ACUUUGUAUUUAUUAGUAUCCAUUUUCAGCAUUGUCAUGGAAGUCAAAAUCUUUCUUAUACUUGUACUUGUAACUGUUGGCGUUGUAGCCAAACGCAUAAAGGAACCUUUUAAGGAUCAAAUUUUUGGACUAGGGAGAAAUGGUAAUAGAAUAGUGGGUGGAAUGGCAGCUGAAGAAGGAGCAGCCAAAUACCAGGUCUCACUACAAAAUUUAUACGGUGACCAUAUGUGUGGUGGAGCUAUAUUAAAUAAGCAUUGGGUAGUGACAGCUGGUCACUGUGUCGAAGAUAUUGUUUCUGAACCUUCAAAACUAUUGGUCAUAAGUGGAACAAAUCGUUAUGCUCACGCGGGACAAAAAUCUUUAGCAAAGGAAAUUCAUGUUCAUUGCAACUACAACCUUGUUCCGUAUAUGAACGAUAUUGCUCUCAUUAAGCUAAGGGACGCUAUUAUUUUCGACAACAAGACCGAACCCAUUGAUCUUCCUUAUCAGCCGCUAGAACCUGGUGACACUCUUGUUUUAACUGGAUGGGGCACAACUGAACUUUACGGUGAAGUGCCAGACGAAUUGCAAACUCUGACUGUUAAUUUUGUUCCCUUCAAAGAGUGUACGGAAGCUAUGACUGAUUAUCCCUAUGUUGGAAUAUACCAUAUAUGUACUUUCACUCGUGAAGGAGAGGGAGCAUGUCAUGGUGAUUCAGGUGGACCUUUGGUUCAUGAUGGUAAGCUUUACGGUGUAGUGAACUGGGGAAUGCCCUGUGCUCAAGGACGUCCAGAUAUGCAAGCAAAUGUGUUUUAUUAUCUUGAUUGGAUUCGAACCACAAUGGAUGGCUGUGUUAAUUAAAAAAAAAUUAAGUUUAAGUUAUUAUGUAAGUGAAUCAAAAAUUAAUAAAUUGUAUGCUUUCUUUUGAGAUGGA
Molecule: messenger RNA, 913 nt
Organism: Eupeodes corollae
Lineage: Eukaryota; Metazoa; Arthropoda; Insecta; Diptera; Syrphidae
Product: chymotrypsin-2-like
Exons: 1
Coding region: 37-840 (267 amino acids)
Biological process (GO): proteolysis
Molecular function (GO): serine-type endopeptidase activity
Source: RefSeq, a predicted model, not a curated record